Molecule: messenger RNA, 963 nt
Organism: Guillardia theta CCMP2712
Lineage: Eukaryota; Cryptophyceae; Pyrenomonadales; Geminigeraceae
Exons: 9
Coding region: 1-963 (320 amino acids)
Source: RefSeq, a predicted model, not a curated record
AUGCCUGAUACUUUUGGAAGGAGAUGUAACCGAAGCAUGCCACAUCCGACCAUGAACUCAAGUAUCCUCUUCUUCCUCGUAUUCGCUCUUAGGGUCGUGCUGGGCUUCUCCUCGACCCCGUCGCAAGCGCUUCGCUCCCAGCCCUUGCCCAAGGUGGCUCCGCAGAGCUUUCAAGUGGUUUUGUCAACAAGUGUCGAUGAAGGGCGAGCAUGUCCGAUCGUCAUCAACAUCACUCGCUCCAUGGCGCCUCAGUGUGCCGACGAGUUCUGGAGCAUGGUAAGACAAGGUCAAAGAUCAUUGCAAGACAGCGCCUUCUAUUUUGUGAGGCCGGGUGUCUUUGUGGAGUUCGGGCUGGGGAGAUUCUCAGAUCGGGCUGACUUCCAUCCCAUGCGGGGAGGGACAGGAGAGCAGAAGAACCUGAGAGGUUCUGUCUCGUUUGCAACGGUAGUUUCGGGGAUGGAGACGUUGGAUGAGAUUCAUCAACCGAAUGUUGGAGACUUUUCUGUCUCAGAUGUCGCAUACUUGUACAACCAGAAAGGAAUCUCGUGGCUACGAGCGAUGGACGCGGAGGUCUCCACCAUUAUCAACGUCUCUGCCGUCUUCCAGGGCUCCAGCAGCUUCCACCCUCCCGUCUGCGGGAGCUCCAGCGAGAACGGCCUCCUCCUCACGCUCCGCAAGACGUUGGGAGAGGUUGAGGCAUGGGCGGGAGGGUCGGUAGCUGUUGUGCUCCUGCUCUCCCUGCUCGGCAGUGGAGUGCUCGUGUACGUGUGCUGCUUCCUGCGGCGAUACCAGAAGAUCAAGCGGAUGAUCCGCUACUCCCGCGAGCUCGAGGAAUCAGGGGUGGAGAUGGUGUACGAGGACGACAAUACCAACCAUGAAAGGGAGCGAACGUCGUCCGUUCCCAUCAACUCAGCCGAGUAUGAGAGGCGAUUGAACGAGCCGCUGAAGCCAGAUGGCGGAUGA